Messenger RNA from Sugiyamaella lignohabitans, 1227 nucleotides. RefSeq names its product putative serine/threonine-protein phosphatase. NCBI's taxonomy places the organism in Eukaryota, Fungi, Ascomycota, Dipodascomycetes, Dipodascales, Trichomonascaceae. The transcript has a single exon. Gene Ontology annotation, cellular component: cytoplasm. Gene Ontology annotation, molecular function: endopolyphosphatase activity; phosphatase activity. Bases 1 to 1227 code for a protein of 408 amino acids. The record is from RefSeq and is a predicted model, not a curated record. Gene Ontology annotation, biological process: polyphosphate catabolic process.
AUGUGGUCAGAGAAGUGUUCUAAUCCAGCCAAGUCGGAUUCGAAUACAAAUUCCCAGCCCACGUCUAAUUUGACGGCACAAUCUGAUUCGUCUAUAUCUGCCCCUUAUUAUUAUUCCGACAACGGUUUCAACUACAACACAUAUUCCAAGGACCUCGAAGCCGGUUACACUAUGUCCGGUAACAAUAACAACGGAGAUACCCAACCUUUACUAGGAACAGCUGGGUCUGCUGGCUUUGGCAAGCCUCCAAAGAGAUCCCGGUUAUGGUCUGUGUUUAUUUUUUCCGGGUUAGCAGUUUUAUUCACUGCCGUUGUUUAUAUUUUCGCCUUCACCAUUCCUAAUAUUCAACGAUUCAAGCCAGUGCCCAACCUGGUCAGAGUCAACAGUUUGGACGAAGAGCAUCUACCAAGUUACGAGGAUGGCUCGAAACUUUUGUUAGUAGGUGAUGUGCAUGGAUCAUACAGCGAGCUUAAACAGUUACUGAGAAAAGCCAAGUUCAGAAAGAAUAGAGACCAUUUAGUUAUGCUCGGAGAUUUCAUCACUAAAGGAGACCGUUCUAUCGAUGUCAUUGAGCUGGCCAUGGAUCUGGGUGCUUCUUGUGUACGAGGUAAUCAUGAGAACGAAAUUCUCGAAAUGUACGCUGAAUACCACCAUCUUCCAAGACCCAGAGUAGCCAGUUCGACCAGUGGCAACGGCACCAGUUCGGACCAAACUUUGCCAUAUGAAGUGGCUGAAAUGCCCCAAAUGCGUACUAAUAGACUCGAUGAGUCGGAUGACGACGACCUUGUUCGUCUGUUGAAGCCUAAACACAUUGAGUAUCUUGGCAGUUGUCCAUUGAUUCUUCAAUUAGGCGACGGGUUUGACCGAGGGUUCGGUGCUAUCGCUGUUCACGCCGGUGUCAUGUGGAACCUCGACAACUUAGAAGAACAAGACCCCACUACCGUCAUGACUGUUCGUUCGGUGCUUCCACCAGACUAUGUCACUGCCUCUGAAGAGAGUGACGGCGAGCCUUGGUACAAUCUGUGGAACGAGAAGCAACGAGGAAUCCCCCGCAAAGACCGCAUUGUCGUGUACUACGGCCACAACGCCCGAGACGGUCUCAACCUCCAGGAGUACACCAAGGGUCUCGACUCCGGCUGCAUCAAGGGCCGCGAGCUCUCGGGUCUUCUCAUCUCCGAGUCUAAACGCGGCAAAUAUAAAGAGAAACUCAUCCAAGUAGACUGUUAA